Messenger RNA from Kwoniella shivajii, 1776 nucleotides. RefSeq lists its product as uncharacterized. Gene Ontology annotation, molecular function: basic amino acid transmembrane transporter activity. The coding region runs from base 1 to 1776 and encodes 591 amino acids. The transcript has 4 exons. Gene Ontology annotation, biological process: transmembrane transport; basic amino acid transport. Lineage: Eukaryota; Fungi; Basidiomycota; Tremellomycetes; Tremellales; Cryptococcaceae. The record is from RefSeq and is a predicted model, not a curated record. Gene Ontology annotation, cellular component: fungal-type vacuole membrane; plasma membrane.
AUGACCUCGACAUCUACCAAUGAUGACCGACAAGCGGAGCAAAACCCGUCAGUAGUGGGUCCGAUCAGUGAAAGAACAUCUUUAUUACCCAAAACAUCUCAAAAACAUCACAACAUAGCUGGAUUAUCAGCCAUUCGAUUUCGAUUAAUUUGUUUCUCAUUAUGGUGUGGAAGUUUUUUAGUCGCAUUCGAUUCAACUUUAGUAUCAACAUUGUUAUCUGAUAUAGGAUCAGAUUUUAAUGCUUCUACACAAGUAUCAUGGUUGGGUACUUCGUAUCUAUUAUCGGUAUGCUGUUUUACACCUAUAUAUGGACGGUUGAGUGAUUUAAUAGGAAGAAGAAAUGCUCAUUUAACUGGAAUGUUCUUUUUCACAAUUGGGACUUUUUUAUGUGGUUUCGCACCUUCAAUGUGGGCUUUGAUAGCAGCUAGAUUCUUAGCUGGUAUAGGUGGUGGUGGUGUUGGGAGCGUUUCAGCUAUUUUAAUGACUGAUUUAGUGGAUUUAAGACAUAGAGGGAUAUAUCAAGGCUAUGUCAAUAUCCUAUAUGGGCUUGGAGCAGCAUUAGGUGGUCCGAUUGGAGGAUGGAUUUCAGAUCAUUUCGGUUGGAGAAUAGCGUUCAAUAUACAAGUACCACUACUCUUAAUCAACUCGGCACUCAUUUACACGUUCAUAAGAAUAGAACAUCGACCUCCUCCUCUACCUUCGACAACAGCUUCCGGUUCAGCUUCUAUAUCAUCCACGAAUGGUCCGUCCAAUGACACUGAUUUGGCGAAAAAAGUCAAAUCACCCAAUUGGAGAAAACAAUUAGGACGUAUAGACUGGUUAGGAUCCUUAACAUUAGCUUUGGCAGUUGGAUCAUUGUUACUCUCAAUGUCAAUCAAAACAUCAACUACAAAGUCAGAUGGAUCUGAUUACAAAUUUUCCGAUCCGCUCAUUUGGGGAUUAUUCUUAACUUCAACCGUUUUCACUGUGAUAUUCAUCUUAAUAGAAGGAUAUUAUUCAAAUGAACCUAUCCUUCCACUUCAAUUACUUACCAGACAAACUCCAUUAGCAGUCGCUAUAUCAAGUUUCACAAUGGUUCUAGGACAAUAUUCGAUCUUAUAUAACCUGCCAUUAUUCUUCACGGUAGUUCAAUCAAGAUCAUCAUCAUCGUCCGGUGCUCAUCUGUUACCAAAUUCAAUUUUGAUAGGUGUAGGUUCAUUAUUCGCAGGAUGGAGGAUGAGACAUACAGGAAAAUAUUGGUUGUUGGGUGUUACAUGUGCAGGUUUAAUGGUUAUCAGUUCAAUUGGAAUGUUAUACUGGAAAAGAUCAAGUCCAGAUUGGUUAACUUGGAUAGCACAAGCUCCAGGUGGAUUCGGUUACGCAGGUGUUUUAACUCAAUCUUUGGUAGCUUUAAUGACUCAUGUUACGAGAAGAGAUAAAUCAGAAACUGCUGUAGCUACAAGUAUGUCAUACUUGUUCAGAACCGUCGGUCAGGUACUGGGAGUAGCGAUCAGUGCAGCGAUAGUUCAAUAUUCCGUUCAAAAAGAUUUGAUAGAUAGUAUUACUGGACCUGACGCUUUUGAUGUGAUAUAUCAAAUCCGACAUUCAACUUCCUCAAUCCCCACACUACCUGAACAUUAUAGGGAGAUAGCCAUCAGUUCAUAUGAAAAUGGUCUGCAUAAAGUGUUUAUAUUUAAUCUGGUUGUUAGUAUUUUAACUGUAUUAGCUUUAGCGUUGAUCAAGGAAGAAGAGAUGGGCGUUGGUCAGAAAAUUGAUUCGGACGAGGAGGAAGAGUAA